ACGGUCCCGGGACCGUCAUCCCCAGAAACGGGGCAGGCGGGUAGGAUGGCUGGGAGUGGAAGUCCUUCUCUUCCCUAAUUUCCACCAUGGCCGCCCGACCGAGGCUUCUCCACCUGAGCUCCUCCUUCUUCUUCUUCACCUGCAAGCGUGGCGCCCGCUCCAUUUUCUUCCCUUCCCUGCUCCUCCCCUCUUCUCCUUCCCACCGCCGCCUCCUCUUCUCCUUCCCCAUCGCACCAUCCCUCACCCCGGACACCCUCUUCCAGGGCUCCGAUUCCGUUCCUCCCCCUCCGUGGCGUCCUUCACCGUCGAUGGUCCCCCCGUAAGCUUCGACGAUUCUUCUUCCGCUUCCUCCCACCACUCGCCCGAAUGGGAGCGGUUCCUCGGCAAGUUGAGGGGAAAAGGUUACUUCGAGGUGUCCACUUCGGCGGCUCCCUCAGGAGAUGUGGAGGAUGAGGGCUCGAGUGUCUCGGCGGGGCACGGUGGCUGGUCCAUGGAGGUGAACCAUGUCAAGAACGCAUGCCUCAAGUUUGCUCGCGGGCGGUUCAACAUCUUCAGAUAUUCGGGCUGUUGUGGAGUGUGGAUGCCCUAUUGUGUUCCGCAAAGCUGUCAAUUCAGCAAAAAGAUUGAGAGCAUUUCUCCAGGUUGAUGAAGGAGACGUCUGUAGUACCUGCAACCUAAGAGAAUCUUGCGGCAAAGCAUACAUAACACCAUAUGAUGAUCGAGGCCAUACCUUGGAUGUAGUUCGUAUUUUAUUGAGCUAUGCAGUAAAUCCAAAGCAUCUUUGUGGAGAGGAAAUUUCAUUGAAGCCUUUUAUUCCAAAAGAACCAUCUCAAAAGGUCACUGGUAAGGGUGACAGGGCAGCUAAUGUGGAGAUGAAGAGAGGUUAUUGGUUGUGUCCAAAAGUGCAAUGAAGAUGGGACCAAAGAGAGUAAAUGUAGGUGCUGCUGCUGAAAUGUUGUUGGGAGACUGGACUUGUCCACAGUGUGUUUGUGACCUUUGCUCGCAAUAGGAAGUGCUUUCGCUGCCAGGAACCACAACCAAAGAGAGUUAAAUCCCGGAGAGUGGGAGUGCCCCUCAUGCUAUUACUCGAACUUAGGAAAAACAAGGCGUGCAAGAAGUGCAACCGUGACCGCCCUGACGAUGGGAGCAAUUUGUUUGAUGACCAUUCAUGGAGGUCUGGAAAGGUCCACCAAGAACAACACUUUAAAGUUUGGAGAUACCGAUGAUAAUAAUGAUGAAAUUGAUGACAAUGAUGAUGACAUAUUGCCUCUAUCGAAAGGGCAACUCCGUCUGAGAGGAAGACUAACCCCUGCUAGAAACUGAAGUAUGGUUUGGCGCUUGGAAGUGUUUUUGACAUCCUUCUCAAGUCGAAUAGCUCUCCCCCGUAUUCCACUGUAAAUCUGGACACCGGAUGACGGCUUGGCAGAUGUAUUUCUAUUUGUAUAAACAAACUGUCAUGACAAUGAUGCAGAUAACUGUGUCUGAUCAAAGACGGUUGUAGGAAAAGCCCGAUCCAACUUUUUCAUAUAUAUGGGUCGGCAAAGAUGGUUUAUGCCUUUUGUUCCACGCAAUGAAACUGUGGUGAAGCUUCAAGAAUACAGGGCUCAAUCUGAUCAACCCUAUCCUGUAUCGGUUAAUGGCUGAGCGUUCAGGGGGAACACCUCAGGAAUUUUUCGUGGAGAAAGGAGGUGGAAUGCUUCCUUGAGUGCACAUAACAUGUUCGACAAAACAGCGAACUCCAUAGGGGCCACACAAUUUGUCGUCGGAGCUCACCGAGGAGGAUGAUGAAAAGUAUCAAGUAUUAUUAUUAUAGGAAGCAAUUCUGAUAACGCUGCUGGAAGAAGCCAUGCAGAAGCUUAUCAACUACUACUAACAAUCUGCUGAUUUAUUCAUUCGAUGACCAGGUUAUUCUCAUACUUCAUUCAUGUUGCUCUCCGUCCUUCAUGCAGAUUGUGAUCCAAUAGCGAUGCUACGCUGCGGUGACCGCGAUCUUCAUGCCGGACUGGCAGUGGCCGGCGAAGCUGCAGAUGAAGUAGUUGGUGCCUCGGGCCAGCGUGAUGCGGUCCUUCCCGGAAGUGUAGACCCUGGAGCCCUUGGGAGCCGAGCAGCUAUUGUAGCCGGCCGCGCUCACCGCCACCACGUUGUGAACCGACGGGUUGUAGUUGAACACUGCCGCAGAUCGGUCAGUACCAUUAGUAAUAAUGCAAAAAUAAGUAUGCACGCAGCAGGGCAGCCAUCACUUACCGAGCACAUCGCCGGCUCUGAAGCUCUUCCCCCUGGGCCAGCUGGCGACGUUGAAGGUCCAUCCGCUGUUGCCGCCGACGACGUAGGUGGCGGCCUCGGCCACCUCACUGUGGAUGAGGAGACACAGCAGGGCCAGCCCCAGAGCCACGACACUGCCCCUUCCCUGAGCCAUCACAAUCCCCCGCUCAGAAGCCAAGACCGACUCUUCCGAGCAAGUGCAGUGGAGGUGAAGAUCUCGUUUGUGAAGCUCCGAGGAGGGGGGGAGGCUUUUUAUAGGCGUCGGAGAGAGGGUGGUGGAGGAAUGGGCCCCGCCCGGGUUGAUCGAAGGCUGGCAACUAUCCAUUACAAGGCCAAAGAUUUGGACCGGGGAGGAGUCGUCGCUUGGAAAGCAGUCGACAGCAGACGAUGUCACGAGUUUGGCAUAUUUCCACGAAUGCUUCAAUUCUUGGGUGGGUCGGCGAUACUACGGAGGAGGGUAUCGUCUCUGGGGUCUUAUCACUUGGAAAACAACGCUCCCUCGCCGGGAAAUAUGGAAGCUAGCGGAUGAGAUACUUCUGGUGUCACGUGGCAUAAUCAUAGGCCAAUCCUGAACCUGGUCAUCGUGAUGCAGUUCCGCCGUACAAGACAUCACACGUGCGCUAACAAUAGCAUCGCCACCCUCAUUUUGCGUCGACAAAACACACGAGCAGAAAAGCAGAGUACAAAGUUUGCACGCCUACAAAGACUCGAUUCACAGUGUCUCAGAUAGUGGAAAGAAGAGCGAAAGGAAGAUUUCUGUUAUUUGGGCAUUGUCAUUGAAGCUCCUUCCUCGCACGUUCAGCCGUCCUACUCGAAAAGUCCUCUUCGGGUCCUCACGGAGAUGGCUUUCUUUCCUGCACAACUCACAACCGCUGUGAGACUCUAAACUCAUCUUCAGGAGUUGAAAGGAAGGACCCAAGUAAGCUUCCGGAUGCUCGUCAGGUGAGCCGCCUCCUAAGGAUGCAUGGAGCCGCCCAUCUUCUUCCUCGCUCGAAUCUGAGCUCCAAGAAGAAUUGUCGACGCUGGCUGCUGCCUUGGGUUCCUCCACCUCCUCAAAUCUGCUUUGGCCACCGGAUUCAGUGUCGGGAUCAGAGCCUCUUCCUUGGGACUCCGAUCGGCAGAGCUCCACCGCGGCCCUUGCAGCUGCCGCAGCAAAGGCUGCUGCUUCGAAGGCAUCCUUCGCUGCACUGGCCACAUCUUCAUACUUAUUAGGCAUGGCAUGUAUGACGCGAAGCACGAUGAAUUCGGAUGUAUUGGUAUACGUACCCCUGCAUCCUCAGAAGAAGGAUCAUAGAAAUCAAGAUUGAUGCCCGUCUCGGCAGCGAUCUCCUUCGUCACCCGCUGUCGGAUUUCCAGGCUUGGCUGCCUGGUCGACAGCUUCUGAAUCAUCUGCAGGAGAUGAUCGCUCUCAUUACAGAACAUGGAAGACGACAACGCUGCCCUAAACCGAAGCAUUACUGUAUACCUUGGGAUUGACACGGCAAUUGUUCCUCAGCUCCACGGCCGCCGACACGAGUUCCUUGCCGUACCUGGAGGAGAAGAUGCCUCGGGCCUUAUCCAACUCCGGCAAUUCCGCGCAUCUCGAUGCCGCAAAGCUCAGACUCGAGAUCGCCUCCCGCAGCUCCUCCGGGCACUCCCUGCAUCGAACUCGAUGGCUCGGGGUAACAAGAACAGGAGCAGCUGCUGCACUAAAGUAAUUAAGGAGACCAGAGAUGAGAGCAGUCACUUGUGAUCCAAGAGCACAAAUCUCUCGAUCAGCAGUUGGCAAUAGUGCUCCGACAUAACGAACACGUCCACCAUGUUCUGCUCCUUGAUUACAUGCUCCACCUGCAACGGCGUCAGUGGUCGCUCGCACGCAUACAAGGAAGCAACCAGCACUGGUGCGGUGCCUUGGAGGAGUCGGUACGUACGCGGAGGAGGGCAUGGUCGACGUGGCCGAGCUGGAGGAGCUGGGCGACGUCGGUGCGCGCCUGGUUGCACCGGACCUGACGGCGGUUGCGGAGGACGGCCAGGCGGGAGACGGUGAGGCCCAGCAGGGUCUUCAGCUUCGACAUCUGCCUCGACUUCCUUCCUAGUAGAGCGUCCAGCUUCCUUCCCAUCUCUGCUUCCUUCCUCCCUCACCACAGUCGGAUCAAGCCUUCCUGUGUGCUACAAGUGCACAUAUAUGAAGCUGAGAUGGGCAAAGGGUGAUUGCUUGAAGACCAAGGAUGGAUUCGACGAUGAUGAUCGAGAAGGGUUUAGGUGAGGGGAUCAAAAGUGAUCCCUUUCAAUGGGUUGGCGAGGUAUGGAGUGUGUUAUCAUCUUGGACCCCAACUCCUGCUGCAAUCGCCCUGCGUUGCCUUGUGUAGCAGCCAACUUAGGGAUACGUUUAAUUGGUUUAAGCUUCGAGUUUAUGCA
This is a messenger RNA of Musa acuminata AAA Group (dessert banana), 4659 nucleotides long. RefSeq lists its product as uncharacterized. Gene Ontology annotation, cellular component: cytoplasm. Lineage: Eukaryota; Viridiplantae; Streptophyta; Magnoliopsida; Zingiberales; Musaceae. Gene Ontology annotation, molecular function: mRNA binding. The record is from RefSeq and is a predicted model, not a curated record. The transcript has 14 exons. Bases 504 to 911 code for a protein of 135 amino acids.